GUGUCCUACACCGACCGUACCAGCGAACUUUAGUAGAAGGUAAAUACCAUGUACUACCUGUAAAGGAAAUACCUCCUCAUAUUAUAAGACCAAGACAUGGUAUACGGGCUGAUGGAACAGUCCCUCCUGCCAUGCCACCUUCGGAGAGCUAUACGUGGCCUCGGUUUGAGAUAAAAACUCCCGAGGUUAUAGACCGCAUUCGCCGAGCUGCUCUAUUAGCUGGUAAAGCUUUAGAUGUUGCUUUGAAUGCUGCAAACCCAGGAACUACGACAACUGAGAUAGAUGACCUGGUCAUUGAUUUCCUCGUUUCCGAAGGAGCUUAUCCAUCUGGUAUCAACUACAUGGGUUUCCCCAGAGCAGUGUGUAUGUCUGUGAAUGAAUGCGUGGUCCAUGGUAUACCUGAUACCCGACCCCUACAAGCAGGGGAUAUAGUGAACAUGGAUGUUACCUGUUAUCUAGAUGGAGUGUAUGGUGAUACAUCAGAUAUGGCUAUUGUUGGUGGUGAGGUGGAUACUCAGGGAAGGAAACUUGUUAAUGCAAGCCACCGAGCUUUAGAAGCAGCUAUUAAGGCUUGUAAGCCUGGUCAGCCCUUCAACGCUAUAGCAAAGGCGGUUGUCCAGGUGGCCCGUGAAGAAGGUUUUACUGUGAACCCUCAGUUUUGUGGCCACUUCAUCGGCACUGAGAUGCACUUACUACCUAACAUACUGCAUACACCAGAGCAUGGUGAUAUGGAUGAGAUCAUGCAACCUGGGCAGGUGUUUACUAUAGAGCCUGUCCUUUGCGAAGGAGUGGGAUGGAGUAGACAAUGGAAUGAUGGAUGGACUUACGUAACCGUUGAUAACGGUAGGGCGGCACAGUGUGAGCACAUGGUCAACAUCACUACCGAUGGAGUUGAGAUCCUAACUAAACGUCCUGGUGCUGUAGGCUGUGGCCAAUAA
Messenger RNA from Perkinsus marinus ATCC 50983, 938 nucleotides. RefSeq lists its product as hypothetical. The record is from RefSeq and is a predicted model, not a curated record. Gene Ontology annotation, biological process: proteolysis. The transcript has 8 exons. The coding region runs from base 132 to 938 and encodes 268 amino acids. Gene Ontology annotation, molecular function: metalloaminopeptidase activity. NCBI's taxonomy places the organism in Eukaryota, Perkinsozoa, Perkinsida, Perkinsidae.